Molecule: messenger RNA, 2512 nt
Organism: Gadus morhua (Atlantic cod)
Lineage: Eukaryota; Metazoa; Chordata; Actinopteri; Gadiformes; Gadidae
Exons: 5
Coding region: 790-1566 (258 amino acids)
Source: RefSeq, a predicted model, not a curated record
UCAAGGUCUAGUACUGAGUCUGAGUAGCACCCUAGGUGACUCGGGUUGUGGCAGAAAUGGCAGGUAACUGCGCUCCCGGCGUUGGUGGAGGAGAAGGGGAUGUAGUCGGAACUGCAUUUCAAGCAUUUCGACUCCCGACAUCUGCGGAUGAAUCUGACGAUAUCGGCGGCAAUAAGUUCCUUGUUCUUUGCCUUCGAAGCAGAUAUCUCCUUUGCGGGUAGAGGGUAAUCUUCAUGUAGACUGCAGAGGAGUUCGGCAGCAGCCUUGAGAGUGGGCAGCUUGAUAGUGGCUGACUUGCCAAGGAGUUCGACAUUUCUAUCAGGGGUUGCAUCAGGAUCAUAGGCGUCGAGAAGUUCCUUGAUUUCGGUUUCCGUGGAGAUGGUCUUCAGUUUGCCGAUGAACAAAGCGUCACUGUCAAAGUCCAACAUGGUGUGGAAGCGCGAUAGAAACGCUUCAGCGCGAUAGCGUGUGUGCGGCCGUGUUGCGUGCAAACCUUUACCUGAGAGGUGGAUUUAUUUUACAUUUGAGGACCCUGCAUUCAAGGAUCAGCUGACCAACCUGACCGACAUCCGAGACCUUCCUGAGGAACGAGCAACAUUGAAAGUGUUGUUCACAGCUGAUGCAGCUCUCUCAGUUUCCACAUUGGAUACAGCCAGCCUUCCAUCUCUCAGUAGUGGGGAAUCUGACUCCCAGCAAUGGCCUGAGCCUUUCCCGAUUCCACAGUUCUCACAUGACGUUGAACUCACGCUGCAAGAAGCAAAUAGAAGAUAUGCAAAAGAUGGAUCUGUGAUGGUGAUUCCUAAAGGUAUGAAAACCGAUAUCCUGGACACACUUGCAGACAGCAUGUCAAAGAUUAGUCCUUAUCCUGAGAGGCAACACUACGAGAAUGUUGCAAACGCGCUUGUGCAGAAGCAUCCCAGUCUCAAAGACCCAGGUUCUGGAAAGGGUUGGUACGGCUGGUUCCACAGCCUGAAGUUUAAGCUCGGAAACUAUCGGCAGAAGUUAAGUGCAGCUGGACGCCCAGAGGUGAGAGUCAACAAAAGAAUAGGAGAAGAUGCCAAGGGAUCACGUGUGAAGAAGUCAAAGAAGGGCGAGGUCCACUACUGUCCAGAUCCCCCUGAAGGACUGAGUGCUGAAGACAUGGAAGGGAAGCGGAGGAUGAUUGAGGUGGAAAAGCUGAAAAAGGACCUGGAUCAUCAACAGAUAGAGGAGCUGAUGUCUGUCACAUUCUCCAAGCGCAGAAAGGAGAUCGUAGGGGAUCAACCUCUCAUCGGGGAUGUCAUGACCAGAUGGCCGGCCAUGUUCUGUGAGAGACAGGUUCGGGCGGAGUUCAAAAGAAUCGUAAGCACAGACCUUCUUGAGUCAUUCCUCAACGGACUUGAUGACCUGGUACCAAGACUGCUUGAAGUGUACGAAGCUGUGACCAAGUCGGGGAAGAAGCCUGCACUGAAAGCCAUUUUAGACUGUGUGAAGAAAGAUAACACAAACGAAAGGAGAAGGACUGCUGCUCUAAUGGGUCUGCCACACUACCUAUCCGAAGACCCAUUCGACAUCAUUAGGAUGUGAGAUGCCCAUGGUGAGUCUGGCUGCAGCCAUGAAGGGGAUGCAACUUGGCCUACUGAUAGGCUAUGAAGGUGACAACCAGGAUGCCUUUCCAGAGGUCUUCGAUGUGGCAGUUGUGGUUGAAGAAAACAUUGUGCUACACAACUUCAAGGAUGUGCCAUCCAGCUUCACCAUGCUUCUGGGGAUCAUCUACUGCGUUAACCUUGAGUAUCCACGAGCCAUGAAGUAUUCCUUCGAGUUCCUGCAGAGGGUAGUGAUGAAGAUCAAACCAGAUGAGGCCUCUGCCAGAGUCCACAGUGUCCGAAACAAGCUCCUGAGGUAUAAACUGUAAAGCAUGCCCCACUCGGGAAUGGAAUGGUAAUGCAAAAAAAAUGACGUGAUUUUGUGUUUUUGUUGUUUCACUGUUGUAGUGUACGUUCAUGCACGCCAACACCCAGAGUGGGAAACUCCAGUUGUAGUGUACGUUCAUGCACGCCAACACCCAGAGUGGGAAACUACUGUUGUAGUGUACGUUCAUGCACGCAAAUGCCCAGAGUGGGAAACUACUGUUGUAGUGUACGUUCAUGCACGCCAACACCCAGAGUGGGAAACUACUGUUGUAGUGUAUGUUCAUGCACGCAAAUGCCCAGAGUGGGAAACUACUGUUGUAGUGUACGUUCAUGCACGCAAAUGCCCAGAGUGGGAAACUACUGUUGCAGUGUACGUUCAUGCACGCAAAUGCCCAGAGUGGUAAACUACUGUUAUAGUGUACGUUCAUGCACGCCAACACCCAGAGUGGGAAACUACUGUUGUAGUGUACGUUCAUGCACGCCAACACCCAGAGUGGGAAACUACUGUUGUAGUGUACGUUCAUGCACGCAAAUGCCCAGAGUGGGAAACUACUGUUGUACUGUACAUUCACAAGCUUGUGUAGCUUUUAUUGGCUUAACAUUGGUUUUAAUAAAAAAAA